AUGUAGCGCUUUCCUCGUGUCAAGAUUUGUGCAAAGUACAAAUAUAUUUCUUUUUUUAUCUUUUCUUUUUAUUCCAUGCAUUAAACCAUGUGGGAAGUUGUGGAUCCUUCAUCUCGUGCUGUUGAACUAGGCGCAGAAGACGAAGAGGAAGAGAAGUGCGUGUGUCAAAGCAAAUCUUCGAAGCCUGUAUUACGGCUAUCAAAUGAGGUUCAAGAUUGUGAUAAAAAAGUAUCGUGUCAGCUGUUGGUUUUAGCAUUUGAAAGGAUUCCUACAUCAUUUAUACAAGCACAUUUUAUGAACAGUGAUACUCGGAUAGUUGGAGUGGUCUCAAGUGGAAAAGAAAGAUGUCAUGUUAAUAACAGUUUGCUGCAGACAGCAAGUUCAGACAAGACUUGUUUCAUUCAUUCUACAACUGGACCUAACAAAGUUUUAUUUUGUCAAUGUAAAGUUGACAUCCUUCCAGAAGCAUGUCAUAACUGGGCGAAUGAGGUAUUAUCAAAAAUAAAACCAGAAAAGGUUUUGAUUUUGUCAUCAUUACCUGCAUCAGUUUGCUCAUUAAAUAUUGAUGUUAAUGGUGAUCAGAUCUUUGCAUUGAAAACUGACAGUUGGGAAUCAAACAUCUGUUGUCAGUUUUUACCAUUACCAAAUAUUGUUUCAAAUCUUCCAGCUGCUGCUUUAAGCUACUGUCAAAUAUUCAAAAUACCUGCAUUGGCAUAUAUCGCUGUUACUACAACUGACAGUGUUGCUGACUCAACAGCUAUUGAGAUCUUCAAUACGUUACUCAAACAUGAACCUCUGAAAGAUCUUCCCAAGUGCUCAAAACUUGAAACGGCUGAGUUCUUGAAAUCAUUGAAGAUCACACCUCCACAUUUACAAAGCAAUAUCUAUAUUUGACUACACAGAAUGUGUAGCUUACUCAAAGUAUGAAAAAAACGGUGAACUUUCUGAAGAUUUGUGAAGAAUAAAUCUCUUAAAAUACUUACUGUAAAUUUGCAGAUGAUAAAAAUGAAGAAAGUGUUCAAAUGUUGCCUUCUCUUGCUCAAGUUUAGAGAUAUUAAGAAAAAGGUUAGAUAUUAGAAAGAUAUUAGAACCUACAUAUUAUUAUUUUCCUAAAUUACUUGAGUAAAUACAAGACAAUAGCAUGACACUCAGAU
Messenger RNA from Dendronephthya gigantea, 1154 nucleotides. Its product is annotated as proteasome assembly chaperone 1-like. Gene Ontology annotation, cellular component: endoplasmic reticulum. Gene Ontology annotation, biological process: proteasome core complex assembly. The record is from RefSeq and is a predicted model, not a curated record. NCBI's taxonomy places the organism in Eukaryota, Metazoa, Cnidaria, Anthozoa, Malacalcyonacea, Nephtheidae. Gene Ontology annotation, molecular function: proteasome binding. The coding region runs from base 88 to 894 and encodes 268 amino acids. The transcript has 4 exons.